ACUACCUGAAUUAGUUCAUGAUCUCUUAAAACGUCCACUCUUUGGAAUUUCUGAUAUAAACACCUUCAAUCCAGAAAUAAUAAUCAGUGGAGAAGUUCUUUUGAGCAAAGGUCAUCAUCAAAAAUUUGUUGCCGCUAGGACAGAAUCGAAUUUUAUAGUAUCAGUGUUUGACUCAGUGAGCAAAGAAAUUCAUUGUUUCUUAUAUGUGUGCUACGAAAAAGGACUAUGCAAGGUUAAGAUGAGGUCCAAGAUAUGGGAGAAACAGCCUGAAAACUCUUCCUUAAGUUUUAAGAUCCAAAAAGUUGUUAAAUGGUUGACUGCAGAUGAUUUUAAAUUUAAAACUCCUCCUAAUGCUGCUGUGUGUCCUAAACAAUACUAUCUGACAUAUAAUCAUCUAAAAGAAAAGUAUGCCCAAGACAUAUUUGAUGCUUGGGACAUGCAAACAGAUCCAAGUAAAUUCAUACAUGAAGAUAUUGGUAUAGCAUCAUAUCUUAUCUGUCUUUGGAAAUCUCGAUAUGCAGAUAAUGCUCAAGACUAUGUUAAAUUUGUUGAUAUAGGUUGUGGAAAUGGGCUUCUUGUUUACCUCCUAAAUCAAGAGAAAUUUAGUGGCAUCGGUAUAGAUGUUAAAUCCAGAAAUAUUUGGUAUACAUUGUUUUCUAAUAGUAAAUUGUGUGAGAAAUUUUUUGACCCUCAGAGCUGGAAUGAAAUCUCGGAUCACAACUGGCUAAUAGGAAAUCAUUCAGAUGAACUUACCCCUUGGUUGCCAUAUGUAGCAUCAAUGAUUUCAUACAACUGUGAUUUCUUUGUCUUACCCUGCUGCACGUGGAAUUUUACUGCCAAGUACUCUAGAACAAACGCUACUCUCUCCACAUACCACUGUUUUGACUUUGUAGAGUCAGUAAUAUCUGAUUUUGGGUUCAAGUAUCAACGAGAUAUGUUAAGGGAGGAGAAAACCGCUUGGUCUGCAGGCAAAUCUAUUCAUCUGAAAGAAAUAAUUUCUGCUAUCAAACAAAACAUUGACUUUGAAGAGGCUCUUAAAGACCAAAAUGGAGGUAUCCAAACUUUUUUGAGAAAUUUCCAUCAGUUAUUUACCAUUAGAAAUGGUAUGGUUUCCCUGAGAGACUGGUCAAAGGAAACUAAAAAGUCCAGCUAUCGGAAAACGCCCAACAGGAAAUAUGACAGCGCAGCUUUAAAGAAGUCGAAACGUGUUGGUUUUAUGAACAUCAUCCCAAGGUUGUAA
Molecule: messenger RNA, 1240 nt
Organism: Bolinopsis microptera
Lineage: Eukaryota; Metazoa; Ctenophora; Tentaculata; Lobata; Bolinopsidae
Product: probable tRNA (uracil-O(2)-)-methyltransferase
Biological process (GO): tRNA methylation
Molecular function (GO): tRNA (uridine) methyltransferase activity
Source: RefSeq, a predicted model, not a curated record